This is a messenger RNA of Amoebophrya sp. A120, 4359 nucleotides long. Lineage: Eukaryota; Dinophyceae; Syndiniales; Amoebophryaceae. The record is from the annotation of a GenBank genome assembly.
AAAAAAGCAGUCCACAAAAGCUGUUCAUCCAUCUCAUACGCUCCGCUACAGUAGUUUUGAUUACUUACGGCUUUUUCGCGAAAGAAAAUUGAUCGUUUGCGUCUUGUCUGUAUUUUUGUAUACGUUUGUUUGUGGUCGUCCACCUCCACAUAUUGCAUUCUCAAGUUUUCUGAAUAUUGGUUCGUAGGACUCGGACAAUUUCGAAUGUGAUCAUGUCAUCUGCAGCUUCGUCUUCAUCAUCAACAUCGUCCGGCGCAUCGGCAAUGAAUGGUAAACCGAUUGUUCACGAUCCCGCGGAUGGCAAAGGCAAAGCCACGGAGUGGGUGCCAGCGUCAGUGGAGGUCGUGUGGUGGGCAUUCAUCUGGUGGUUGGACAUUUGCUAUGGUUGUGAAAACUUUUUUUGUAGAUGUGCAUUCCGUCCAUUAACGUGGAUUCUGGACAAAUAUAAGGAUGUUUGUAUUGACCAACUUGAAGUUGAAAUAGAAAAUAGUCCCUCUGCCUUACAUUUCUUGCUUUAUGUAUGACUUCAUCAUGAUACGCCUGCAAGGCGCAAGGGCAAGGCAUCGCCGAAUAGCAUGAAUGAAAGGGACGUUUAUUCCUUCCAUAGAAAGUGCGAACAUUUUCGUGAGUUGCUGGGCGACGAAACGAGGCACGAUGAUGAAAAGACGCAAUCAGAAGCCAGCCCCGACGAGAAUAUUUUGACCAUUCCAGUGUUUCACCGAGAGAACCCUUUUUCACCGGGAGUGGAGGGGUACGACGUGUGAAACUGUCAGUGACCACGGGCGCUCCUGUUCGUUCAGGCUUACCCCUACUAUUGCUUCUUAAUUUGGGCUAGGUGUCAUCUAGUUGCAUCUAGACCUGUUGCGCUUUUACCUCCGCGUCAUCCCGACUAGGGUUAUCAAAAGGUAGCAUCAAGGCUGAGUGUAUGCAGUCUGGUAUGCAUAUUUAUGCAAAAACGGGAAAAGGAUAUAGGAAUUCAGAAAUGAGAGGUUCAUUACUUCUUGGUUCAUCGAAUAGGGGGAGAAGUACGGGUUUGACAGUUUUGCACCGCAUAUAAUCCCCGGAAGGACCACGUACGCGAUCGUUACCGCCUCAAAGGCCGCAGUCCGGUCCUGGGCACGGAAGCACGGCAAGCAGGAGGGUGCCGGGCAGGCAUGGACGAAUUUGAUGCGGUUGGUGAACCAAGUUGCGUCCGGGUCUGGUACGAGGCUGGUACGGGGCUCUGAGGAAGCGUGGAAAGACCGCUGCCGAGUUUGCUUGGUUCUUGCCCAGUGUGCAAGCCCGGUCUUCUAUGCCGAGUUGGUCGAUACGUUUGCCGGUACCUCUGCUGUGACGGCUUCAGAAUUCGUUGAGAAGGCGAAGGCGCUGCUCCUUCGGGACGGGGCCGCGGAGGCCUACAAGCGAGCUGAGCGGCUUGCGACGCGACGCCCUGAGACACUCUCCGAAGGUUUUGCAGACGACUGGGCAAUGUGUUUUGAAAAGCUUGAAGAGCAUGCGGAGCUUCUUCGCAAGGAAUUCAUCAUCAUCAACGAGAUUGGCGAGGAAAGCAGACAUCAAAUCGACCGUGCCGCUUUUUAUCGUGCGUGUCUGCAGUGUCGCGGGGAUAUCGUAUACAAAAAUCAUGCCCUGAGUUUCAUAUGCAAAUUUUUACUUUUGGUUUUGGCUUUUCACAGUUUUCCCCCACCACAUAGGUUUCUAUCAUGAACUACUUAGUCGAGGUCGAAAUAAUGUUGUUCUGCUUCCUCAUUCGUCGCUUAAUCAGUUGGACAACGAGCUGCAAUUUUGCGUAGGGCUAAAUUUUUGUCGUGAUAAAAGACUUUGGAGCAAGUAAACUUUUCCUCCUUGUGCUCGAAUCAUACAAGCACGCCGGUGUUUCGAAGAUUAUACCCGCCGCUAUAUGUCAACGCAAUUACGCACCUUUGACGUGUGGCAGUGCUCCAAAGAGGUUCGCGCAGUGGACGGCCGAUAAUCUAGAGUUCUCGGACUUCGCAUGUGAUCCAGAUUCGCGAUUGCUGGCGCACCGAGCGUACUACGAUAAGAGACUGCGCUCCGUAAUCACGUCGGUGUACCUGCGUGUGGUGAGUUCGGCGAAGGACGGAAAGCGUCUGCAUGCGAGGAAAAUUUUCGGAGAUAGACUGUGGACGUCGGUUCAUGACAUUACUUUGUAUGUUCAUUGGUCUAUCGUGACACAAGCAGAACCCGCUUCAUUCUCGACCGCGUUGUGCAUGAGGUGGCCACUACAUUCAUCAGCAUGGCGCUCUUAUUUGCUACAAGAAACAGUCUUGGAAGCCAAUUGCACUUCGGUUGAGUCCUUCCUAGUGAGAAUCUAUUGAGUGCAGCAGCAUCGGCCGAGCUGCCUCGGCUACUUACAUGCUGUCGGAUUCUUCAUUGCUGUGAUGUAUUACUAGUAGAACACUUCUACUAGUGCUGCGAAAGAAAAUGAAUCUGCGUAUGCGUUCGCAAUUCUGAUUUGCAGCAUGCAUUUAUUUAGCAAACAGACAAUGCAGGGGGAUGAGCUUAUCCACGAUAUUCCUGGGAGAAUUUGUGCAUUGGUGGUUCUACGCCAUGGACGGAAAUGUCGUGCAAGUGGAGAAGGAACAGUUUUCCGAGCUGGUGAUACAGGCGCCCCCGUGCUCCACAGCCCGCCGGACAAAAGCAAAGCUCAUCAAGAGGAAGGAGAAGAUGUACGGUGAGAAAUCGAACGGGGUGCCGGACUCCAUCGUGUCGAACUGCAAAGGACGGGGCCAAAAACCUACAAGCGCGACAAACGGAAACAAGACAACUGACCGGCAAGGAACGAUCGCCGAAAAAAGGGUGAAGAAAAGGGCGGCAACAGGAACCGAAGAAAGCGUUGAUCCCUUGUCCGCAGCCUUUGCAUCGCUAAGUGACCCUACGGCAAGCAAACGAGCUAGAAAAGCCACUGCAAAUCGGAGCUUGGUUAAGGACGAUGGAUCCUCUUGUUCAUCUACAUCUUCCUUGCUGACGACACCGAAGGAAAGAACUCCAUUGGAGUCGUCGUCCGCGGACGCAACCAGCACAGCAGUGGCUGACAAUCCAGCGAGAGAACCUCCAAGUGACAACACUCUGCAUUCGAUUUUGGACGACGUUUUUUCAGAUGCGGAUGCCGCAAGUGCGGAAGACGGAGUUCAGGAUAGGGGACGCGUGGCGCAAAAGAAGCUUCGGCAGACACAGGUGGCCGGUACGGAUGCUACGCUGUCACGCAGCGCUGCCUUCGGCGCUACCUGCCACUACUCGAUCGGGUGCUCGAUGACGCGCGACACCACGAAGCUCAUUACAUCUGCUGGGCGCCGUGCCUGCUUGGAACUGACGGAUUUUAUGAACGCGCGCCGGAGAGAAAUUCAGCAACUUAGCCUGUCGACGGCGCCCGGCGGUCCCUGUGCUAACGACUCAGAAGAAAAAUCCUUGUUCACCUACAGCAGCAUCAACGUGCAUUUGAAUGCGAAAACGCUUCCGCAUAUUGACGGCGGUAACCUCGGCGAGUCGGUGUUGGCGUCAGAAGGAAACUUCAGCGGUGGUGGACUAUUCAUUCAUGACGCAGCCUUGGGGUUGGGUGAUAUAGACGCAAACCUGCCAUUGGUCCACGAGCCAGUUGACUACAGAUCGGUAGCUGUAGAAGUUUCUACGGAAAUUGUGACCAGUAAUGCCGAGAAGCGCAGGCUGUUCGGGAAAGAUAUCGAGAAGUGGCCCGAAAUCCACGAUAUCAAGGAAAUCAAGAGCAAAAAAAAGGGCAAGAAAAAAAAUACCCAGCCGAACGCAGCCGUUGUUCCAACGCUUCGCCGCGGGGCCCGGUUUUUCAUCAUUGGUCGGGAGUUUAGCACCAAGGGCAAGCUCGUGCAGUUCAACGCCGCUCGGAAUGUCCACGCUACGAUGCCAUGGACUGGCGACAGAUACGCGGUCAUUUUUUUCACGCACAGCAGCUUGCCGGGACUGCGAAAUCGCCGGGGGCAAGGCGUCAACACUUUCCGAGCCUUCUUACUAGCGCUGCAAGAAAUGGGCUUUCCGUUACCGGAAGCGCAUUCGCCGAGCUGGCAGCAGAUCUCGGAUGCGGCAGCUGAGGUUAUUGACCUCGUCAGUAGUUGUGACGAAGAUCAGUAGAAGGGAAGAAGAUGAAGAUUGUCGAUCGUGUGACACGAAUACACCUAGAACUGCUUGCUUAAUGCGUAUAGAGUUCAGGAACAACGGCACACCUCUAACUGUUGGCUACUAGCCUGGGGAAAAGCCUCUAUUCUUGCAGAAUCGUAUUCGCGAAGGCGAGCACAAAGAUGACUCAUCAUCAGUACGAAAACAAGGCACAUGAUCAUCGUGUUUCACAAUUAUAGACCUCCCCACGACGAGCCA